Exophiala mesophila is the source of this 4706-nucleotide messenger RNA. RefSeq lists its product as uncharacterized. The transcript has a single exon. Bases 1 to 4686 code for a protein of 1561 amino acids. Gene Ontology annotation, cellular component: intracellular membrane-bounded organelle; membrane. The record is from RefSeq and is a predicted model, not a curated record. Gene Ontology annotation, biological process: lipid transport; transmembrane transport. NCBI's taxonomy places the organism in Eukaryota, Fungi, Ascomycota, Eurotiomycetes, Chaetothyriales, Herpotrichiellaceae. Gene Ontology annotation, molecular function: ABC-type transporter activity; ATP hydrolysis activity; ATP binding.
AUGCCGCUCCUCCGCCAGGCCGCUACCCUCAUUGGAAAAGAUCUCUUGAUCAUUGUACGAAGAAGAUGGCUUUCCACCGCCUUGAGGGCCUUGGCCCUCCCAAUUGUCUACAUGUGGUUCAUCUCUUAUGUCCGGAACUUCUUUCUUCCGCCUUCAGUAUAUGGAGUCGGAGAGCCUCGCCUUUUGCGUGAUAUUGGCCAGGUGUUCAAUGGCUCGGUAAGCUUAGGAGGCCGUAACACAGUGGCUUUUGUCAACAAUGGAUUCUAUGGCGGCCAGAUCGAGGAUGUCAUCACCUCUCUGGUCACUUCAUUUUCUGAUCUUGGAGUCCAGACACAUCUGCUGGAGUCUGAUGAAUCCUUGUUUGAAGUAUGUCGAAGCUCACUUCGCGGCACAUCGAGUUGUUACGGCGCGGCGAGCUUCCAUUCGUCUCCAUCAGAAGGACCCGACGGCACCUGGAAUUAUACUGCAAUCUCGGAUUUCGGCCUGUCCCAGCGAGUAUUUAUCGAUCAAGAUGACAAUGAUGCUGAAAUCUUUAUUCUCCCCUUCCUUCAAGCGAUCAAUUCUCAGCUGGCGGCACAAUCAGAGUCCACCUUACCAGGUCAAAUAAGAACAUAUCCCUUCACAAGCCAGACACGACAAGAUCGAGAUGACCAGAUUCAGACCUUUUUCAUGCGGGCUUUGGUCAAUUAUUUGGGUGUUGUCUUCUUCAUCGGCAUUUGCGGCGUUGCAUAUCAUUUGCCAGGAAAUCUUUCUGCUGAGCGUGAAAGUGGCAUCUCUCAGCUCAUCGACGUCAUGAUCCCUACACGUCAUCAAUGGCAGAGGCAGAUGUUACGGCUUGGGUCAAAACACUUGGCAUUCGAUAUCGUCUAUAUCCCAGGGCUUCUUGCCAUCGGUGCCAUCGUUGCUCGACUAGUCUUUGAGAACACCGACGCAACGACAGUUAUUUUAUACCAUCUACUGGCAGGACUGGCCCUUACGAGCUAUGCGCUCUUUGUCGGAACCUUUUUCCGCAGAUCCCAGUUGUCUGGAAUUACGGUUCUAAUCAUCUCUUUGGUGUUGGCCAUUAUUGCUCAAUUCAUCGUCAGGUCCAAUGCUGUUGCGAUCGCGCUUAGUCUCAUCUUUCCUUCGGUCAACUAUACGUUAUUCAUCAUCUUUCUGGCUUCCUGGGAGAGAUCACUUACACCUGCAGAUUUGUUACGGUCUCCACCAUUUAAUGGACGCAACUCUGUUCCAGGAUACGUGUUCUUCGUUCUUCUUGGAGUUCAACUUUUUAUCUAUCCUUUGUUGGCCUUGACGUCUGAAUCUCUUGCCUACAGUGUUUCAGGAAAACAUAGGAGUCUCCGCAUACCUGGUGGCCCUAAAUCGCCUGCGAUACAAGUCCACAAUUUGAGCAAGCAUUAUUCACCAAGGUGGUGGCAAUGGGGUAAAAGCGUUGUCAGAGGCGUGGACGGACUGUCGUUUACUGGCAUUAAGGGUCAGAUCAUAAUGCUGCUCGGCGCCAACGGGAGUGGCAAAAGCACCACCUUAUCAGCAAUCUCAGGCGUACAUUCAGUGACAGAGGGCAACAUUCAGCUUGAUGGCGCGGGGGGUCUCGGUCUUUGUCCUCAAAAGAAUGUGCUCUGGGAUGAUCUCACUGUCACUGAGCACGUCCGAAUUUUCAGCAGCCUCAAGUCACAGGGAAAACCAGAGUCAUCAGAAGACAUCACGCAUCUCAUUUCCGCGUGUGAUUUGAAAUUGAAGGCGUAUAAAAAGGCCAAGACGCUCUCAGGCGGUCAGAAAAGAAAACUGCAGCUGGCUAUCGCAUUUGUCGGUGGUAGCCAAGUCUGCUGUAUUGAUGAAGUAUCUUCCGGCGUGGAUCCGCUUUCUCGGCGCAAGCUAUGGGAGAUUCUGUUGCAAGAGAAAGGAAAGAGGACAUUCCUUCUUGCAACACACGCGCUUGAUGAAGCGGAUGCGCUUUCGGAUAAUAUCUUGAUGCUUUCCAAAGGCACUCUGCGGGCUUUUGGGACCUCAGCGCAGCUAAAACAUGAUUUUGGCGGCGGCUAUCGAGUUCUUACUUCGAAAAAUUGGAACGUACCUGGAGCCUUUGCAUCGCGACAUGGAUUCCAAGAACAUCCUGACGGUUUCGAGUUCACCCUCCGAAAUGCCACAGAGGCCAGUCAGCUGUGCAAUGAUCUCGAAAAUAUGGGCAUCCGAGAUUACGAGGUCUUGUCACCGUCGAUUGAAGAUGUGUUUUUGAAACUCGCAGACGAGAUUCACGACGAGCAGGUCCUAUUGGAAAAUCGUUCUUCUCAAUCUACACCAGCUGUCUUCAAGGCUACUGCCAAAGCCUCCAGCCUAAAGAUCGCCCAAUACUCCAUGUCUCCAAAUGGCAUCAAGGAUCUCGCAACAGGGACAGGGACUACCUUUCUACAGCAAGUUUGGAUAGUCUUUCGCAAGCGAGUACGGGUUCUAUCGCGGAACUUCCUGCCAUAUUGUUUCGCAGUCAUCGUACCAGUUCUCACUGCUGGGUUAACCACGUUCUUUCUUUCGGGGUUCGAGGGACUGUCUUGCACCCUCGGUGCGAACGCCAACAAUCCCAAUGUCGCAACACUGCCAGCACUCGAUUUCUGGUGGGGGCUCGACGUCCCAAUUGGGCCGGCAAACCAAGUUGACCUUGGGAGAUUGCCUGCUGCUUAUGCUCAAUACUCAAGCCGGCUGGCACUAAUGCCUGAUUUUGAUGCCUUUCAGUCAUACAUACAGACGCGCUACUCUAGUGUUGUCCCCGGUGGCUACUAUCUUGAUUCAGAGAACCCACCACUCCUAGCCUACAGGGCCAAUGGUGGUGCGCAGUAUGCUGCUCUUGCGAAGAUCGCUCUGGAUUCAUACUUAACCAACAUUGACAUCAUCAGUCAAUUUUCGACGUUUGCGCUCCCUCUAGCCGCCAGCACAGGCGACUCGUUACAGCUGGUCCUAUACUUCACCUUUUCCAUGUGCGCUGCGUGCGGAUUCUUCACGUUGUACCCGACUUUUGAGCGGCUGAGCAAGGUGCGAGCUCUUCACUAUAGUAAUGGCGUUCGGGCAGCACCUCUGUGGCUCGCAAAUGCGGCAUUCGAUGGCUUAUUUGUGCUCGUAAUAAGUGGAGCUUCUAUCGCACUGCUGGUGGGCACCACGAACUUAUGGUUCCAACCCGGAUAUCUUUUUGUUAUCUUUUUCCUUUACGGUACAGCCUCCACGCUCCUCGUCUAUAUCGUUUCGUUAUUCGUCACUUCACAACUAGCCGCAUUUGCAUUUGCUGCGGGCGGACAGGCAAUAUUUGCGCUGAUUUAUUUCAUUCUUUAUCUGGUUCUCAUUACAUUCAGCCAACCUGAAGCCUUGCUCAGGAGCUUGAACGCAGUGCAGUUCUCCUACGGUCUAUUAACUCCUUCUGGCAACCUUGUCAGGGCGUUACUGCUCGGCUUGAACCAGUCACAAUUGCUUUGUCGAAAUCAAGGUUAUAUAUCCUACGCCGGCAAUAUUGAAGUAUACGGAGGACCUAUACUUUAUCUGACUCUACAAACUAUGGCAGCAUAUGCCUUUCUUGUUUGGUAUGAUAGUGGCUGGCGACCGCAUGUUGGAAGAAUCGGGAGAAUGCGAACCGGAAAAGACGUGGAAAAGGACACAGUCAACGUUGAACCAGACGUCCUAGAAGAAACUUCACGGGCAGAAACUUCGACAGACGGUCUGAGGCUUCUCCAUUUGUCAAAACGAUUCAAGAGAGAUACCGUGGUUGAUGACGUGACCUUUGGUGUGCAGCAUGGCGAGGUGUUUGCCCUUCUGGGCCCUAACGGCGCAGGAAAGUCGACCACAAUUGGCUUAAUCAGAGGCGACAUUCGACCCUCCUCGCAGACCAGUGAUGUUUUGAUUGAGGGUGCUUCCAUCAGGACAGAUAAGGCUACAGCACGACAACAUCUAGGUGUGUGUCCGCAAUUCGACGCGAUGGACAGGAUGACCGUGACCGAACAUUUGAAAUUCUACGCCAAAGUACGUGGAGUGGCAGACGUCGACUUCAACGUAAAUCAAGUGAUAUCCGCAGUUGGACUGGAUGCCUUCCGCAACCGCCCAGCCGCAAGGUUGUCGGGAGGGAAUCAGCGUAAACUCAGUCUGGGAAUUGCCAUCAUUGGUAACCCGUCCAUUCUCCUACUUGACGAGCCUUCGUCGGGAAUGGAUGCCGUUGCGAAGCGUGUCAUGUGGAAGACCUUGGAAGGCAUCAAAGUGGGCCGGUCACUCGUGAUCACAACACAUUCAAUGGAAGAGGCUUCAGCUCUGUCUGAUCGAGUCGGCAUCCUUGCUAAAAGGAUGCUUGCAGUCGGCACCACGAAUUCGCUGCGGAAGAGACAUGGCGACGCGUAUUACGUGCACCUUGUUCAUGUCGACGGUCCUCAUAUGACCGAUGAAGACGGAGACGUGGUAGAGAAAUGGUUCCUUGACAACAUUCCAGCUGCCGAGAAGCAGACAACUUCACUUCAUGGGCAGUUUCGUUUCAUCGUGCCAAAGAUGGUACAGCUAGCGGACGGACGGUUGUCCAACACUGGCGGCAUUUUACUGAAGUCCCUGGAGCUCAACAAAAGUGAACUCAAAAUACGGUACUACACCUUCAGCGAAACGACCCUAGAAGAUGUAUUCCUCACAGUGGUUGGAACGCAUCGUGUUGAGGAAGAAAAGACAUAGUAUAGUGUAAUAGAUUGAUG